CCAACACCAACCGCAAGCGCAAGCGCAAGCGCAGCUGUUAAAAGGCCCACCGCAUCCCACACCCGUUCUAAAUUGGAUUUCUGAAAACAAAAAAACUGAUAUUUUCUUUCUCUCCUUUAUUUUCUACCUUUCCUUUAUUUUAUAUUUUUAUUGGCACCUUUCGAAUACAACCGCGGCUCCAGGGUAACGACAAAAUAUAAAGUUAUUUACAUUUACCCGCCUUCUCGGAUACAACUGCCCUUUCUUAUCUCUCGGGUAAAGAAUUAAAAAGUCACUGCUUGGGAACUGCGCUUGGACCUGCUAUCGACGAGCUAUUACCCGCUUGCACUAUGAGUAGCGCACACUCAUCUUCCACCGAGUCGGCGUCGGAAUCCAUGCUCACGCGCCGCAAGGCCGCCACCACCAGCCCGCGCCCGCAUGACAACGUCGCCUUUGAAGAUCAACUUUGUCUACGAGUUUGGGGGCCCAUUGGCGCCGCCUCGAUGAUUGUCGGCUUCCCGCUGCUGAUGGCGUAUCAGUUCUUGUGCGUCUACGACAACAACGGCCACUUUCUCCUUCCCGAAUCGCUGGCCGACUUUUCCCCGUGGGCCUGCCGCAUGGCCCAGCGCUACUGGGACAUUGCGGGCCCCACCUGGACCGGAGCCAAGAUCUACCUUGGCUUCACGUUCUUCAUGGUCGCCCUCGCGUACGUCUGCCCCGGCCCCACCAUGCAGGGCUACAAGCUGCCGAGCCUCAACGGCCAGCGCCUGACGUACCACUGCAACGCGCUGUGGUCAUGGUGGAUUACCGUUAUCACGUCGCUGGUCCUGCACUUCACCGGCAUCUUCAGGCUGACUGAGAUCGUCGACAACCUGGGCCCGAUCAUGACCUUUCUUCUGGCCGGCGCCCUCUACGCCAUCACCGUCCUCCGCGGCAAGACCCACCGCGCAUCGGGCAAUGUCAUCUACGACUUUUUCAUGGGCCCUGAUCUGAAGCUCUUCACAGAGCUCCGCAUCCCCUGGCCCAUCCUCUUCUUCAUCUCCGUGUCGUGCGCCUUCAAACAGUACGAGCUGAUCGGCUACGUCACGCCCGAGUCUGCCUUCAUGGUCCUUGCGCACUGGCUGUACUCGAACGCCUGCAACAAGGGCGAGGAGUGCGUGAUUACCUCGUGGGAUAUCUUCUACGAGCUCGAGAGCUGGUACCUCUUGUUCUGGAACCUCGCCGGCGUGCCCUUCUCGUACUGCUACUCGUCAGUGUACCUUCUGAAAAACGGCCCAAUGAACUUCUCCACGCCCUGGCUCGUCCUGUGCUACACCAUGGUUAUUGUCGGUUAUUACUUCUGGGACACUGGUAACUCGCAGCGCAACCGCUUCCGCAUGCACUGGAACAACACGCUCAUUAAGCGCAAUGCGUUCCCGCAGCUGCCCAAGAGCUUCAUCCAUAAUGCCAAGUACCUGCAGACUCGCCACGGCAACAAGCUGUUGAUCGACGGCUGGUACGCGUAUGCCCGCAAGCCCCACUACACGGCUGAUCUGGUCAUGGCUCUCUCCUGGGGUCUGAUCGCUGGCUUUGGCUCCUUCUUCCCAUACUUCUACAUCACCUUCUUCCUCAUUGUGCUUGUUCAUCGCGUUGGCCGCGAUGACGCGCGCUGCGUCAGGAAGUACGGUGCUGACUGGGACGAGUACAUGCGCGUUGUCCCUUGGAAGUUCAUCCCCUACAUUUUCUAAGCUUUUAAUAAAAGCCGGGCGAUGAUGAGCUUUAUUCUAUUUUUCCUCUCUUUUUAUUAGUCCGCCAACUGUGCUGCUAUACUUCCAAUUAAUAUUAUAGGCAAAACACAAUUUCUGAACGUUUCUUUGUCUUGCAUUUUUUUAUUGGGUUGACAAAUCUCGUGAUACAAAACAAACAAAAUUUUCAACCUUUUUUCUUUUUGCCCCACACCCCGCGCAUCAAAUAAUAUCGCCGUUUUUUCUUCCUUUUUCAUUCAAGU
Molecule: messenger RNA, 1966 nt
Organism: Kickxella alabastrina
Lineage: Eukaryota; Fungi; Kickxellomycota; Kickxellomycetes; Kickxellales; Kickxellaceae
Product: ERG4/ERG24 ergosterol biosynthesis protein
Exons: 4
Coding region: 330-1706 (458 amino acids)
Biological process (GO): ergosterol biosynthetic process
Cellular component (GO): endoplasmic reticulum membrane
Molecular function (GO): Delta24(24-1) sterol reductase activity
Source: RefSeq, a predicted model, not a curated record